Messenger RNA from Marasmius oreades (fairy-ring Marasmius), 633 nucleotides. RefSeq lists its product as uncharacterized. Bases 42 to 506 code for a protein of 154 amino acids. Gene Ontology annotation, molecular function: structural constituent of ribosome. The record is from RefSeq and is a predicted model, not a curated record. Gene Ontology annotation, cellular component: cytosolic small ribosomal subunit; ribosome. The transcript has 6 exons. NCBI's taxonomy places the organism in Eukaryota, Fungi, Basidiomycota, Agaricomycetes, Agaricales, Marasmiaceae. Gene Ontology annotation, biological process: translation.
UAGGCAGUCGCGACUCUCAAAACCUCCCCUCAAGACCAACGAUGGCUGAACAAAUCGAAAAAGCCUAUCAAAAGCAACCCCUUUUUCAAAACGCCAAGGCCCGUGGUGGAAAGAAGGUUUCAACGAAGGAAAGGCGGUGGUACAAAGACGUUGGUCUGGGAUUCAAGGUACCCUCCGAAGCAGUCAAUGGCACUUAUAUCGAUAAGAAAUGCCCCUUCACUGGCGAAGUCUCGAUUCGUGGCCGUAUCCUGACUGGCAAGGUCAUCUCCACCAAAAUGUACCGCACCCUUGUCAUCCGAAGAGACUACCUCCAUUAUAUCCCUAAAUACAACCGUUAUGAAAAGCGCCACAAAAACCUGACUGCUCACGUUUCUCCUGCAUUCCGCGUAGAAGUUGGUGACAUCGUAACAGUUGGCCAGUGUCGGCCACUGUCAAAGACUGUCCGUUUCAAUGUCGUGCGGGUGGCCAAGAACAAGGCUGCAGCGAAAUCGUUUGGGAAGUUCUAGAAGGAUUCUGGGAUGACCUAGUAUACUUUUCACUCUGUCCGUGCUAUAUACGCGCGAUAACAUGUCUUUUGUAUGAGCGCUCGCAUGCCGAUGAAAGCAGAAUAAGCAAUUAAGUAUUGGAAAAGGC